AUGAGUAAAAUCUUAGUUCAUUGUAGACUCAUUGAUUCGCUCUCGUGCUCCCUCUGGCCAAAUACUUAUUAUUACACUUUUCAUUGCCAUACGAUCGUCUUGGGAAGUUUCUAUUUGAACUUGAACGCAGCACAAUAUUGCAUUUCCGCCAUGGCUCUCCAGGAAGACCCGUGCAGUGAAGUUCAAGUUUUGUUAUCAUUUUCUACCUUUUCCCGUCCCACCACAUUACCUUUGGGUUCUGGAUAUGAAGUGCUUUAUGAAACAUUUUUGUCCGUUUAUGGACAUCAUAUCGAUGUCCUUCGCAAAUUCAUCAUUCAGAUAUAUUCUGAUGAAUGGGGACAAUACAUUGAUUUUCCUAAAGGUUUUACCAUUUUGAAGAAAGCCAGGCUACGACUAGUGCCUUUACAAUCAGAGGGGACACCAUUGGGCAACCUUACUCCAGACACCACAGCAUUCUUUUGUUGUGAUAUGCAGGAAAGAUUUCGUCCUGCUAUCAAGUAUUUUGAGGAGAUCAUCAGUGUGGGACAGAGACUGAUCCAUGGAGCUCACCUUUUAGGCAGCCCGCUCAUCGUAUCGGAGCAGUACCCAAAAGGUCUGGGAAGCACUGUCCCAGAGCUGGACAUCUCCACUGCUAGACUGGUUUAUCCCAAGACCAAAUUCUCCAUGAUCCUUCCUGAGGCGGAAAAGGUUUUGGCAGCAUUUCCAGAGAUCCGCUCCGUUGUUUUAUUCGGGGUGGAGACCCAUGUGUGUAUCCAGCAAACAGCGCUGGAUCUGAUUGGCCGGGGAUACGAGGUCCACGUCGUGGCAGACUCCACCUCCUCACGCAGCAUGGUGGACCGGAUGUUUGCUUUGAAAAGAAUGGCCCAGCUUGGAGUCAUCAUCACCACCAGUGAGUCUGUGCUUCUGCAACUGGUCGCUGACAAGGAGCAUCCCAAGUUCAAAGCAAUCCAGAGCAUUAUCAAGGCAAGCGCUCCGGACUCAGGCCUGUUAUUAACUGUAUAACACGGGCUGUUGUCAUUUAACUAUACUAUACUGUACUGUACUGAUACCAAAACGGUACAAAAGUGUAUCGGGGUACGCACUGUUCAACAAUAGGAAUGUAUUACUGUAAUGGUUAACCUCCUUUAUACACUGGCAUAGUAUCUGCUUUUAAGUCACCGCAUAUUGAGCAAUGAUCGAGACACCAGGAAACAAAUUCAUUCUGUAAAGAUAUCACUGUGCUACAUGUGCUAAAUGAAAUAAAGACAUUCUGUAAUGUU
Molecule: messenger RNA, 1259 nt
Organism: Gadus macrocephalus (Pacific cod)
Lineage: Eukaryota; Metazoa; Chordata; Actinopteri; Gadiformes; Gadidae
Gene: isoc1
Product: isochorismatase domain containing 1
Exons: 5
Coding region: 1-1002 (333 amino acids)
Cellular component (GO): cytoplasm
Source: RefSeq, a predicted model, not a curated record